Messenger RNA from Ctenocephalides felis (cat flea), 1186 nucleotides. Its product is annotated as zinc finger protein 395-like. Gene Ontology annotation, cellular component: nucleus. Bases 1 to 777 code for a protein of 258 amino acids. Gene Ontology annotation, molecular function: DNA-binding transcription factor activity; RNA polymerase II cis-regulatory region sequence-specific DNA binding. The transcript is spliced from 4 exons. NCBI's taxonomy places the organism in Eukaryota, Metazoa, Arthropoda, Insecta, Siphonaptera, Pulicidae. Gene Ontology annotation, biological process: regulation of transcription by RNA polymerase II. The record is from RefSeq and is a predicted model, not a curated record.
AUGAGGCCAAAAACCUCAUCUUCCUCCGGUUCGCCAGACUCAGGAAUCUCAGGCUCCGGUUCGAACGCCUCCAGACGCCGCUCGCGGCGCCACUCGCGUCGCCGUCGCCACACUUCAUCCCUCUGCGACGUUCCCGACAGGAUAAUCGACGACGAAAAUAGGUUGUCGGAUGACCAGUUAUCCGACGAGGAUGGUAAUAUCGAUGACGAUGAUUCCAGUUCGAGCUGCUGCUCCUCCGAUCACGAAGAAGAGUUCUAUUACACCGAAGUUGAGAGAUGUGACGCUGGCAGGCCGGCGCCACCGUCGCCCCCUACUUUGUCGCACAGAGAUAUGGCCAGGCCGCCGCACGAGGAUCCUGAGUAUCAGAAGAAGAUCGUAGGCAAUAUGAGGCAAGGAUUGCUGAUGUGCAAACCAAUAAAUAUACCAAGCAAUUUGCAGCACCCAACACCAGCCUUGCACAUAAUGAAUUCGACACCCCCCCAGAAACACGUGCGCCUUUCGCCGAGACCAUCAACAUCAUACGCGCCCUACCCGAUCCUCCAGUCCUCCAACACCAACACCAACAUCAUCGUCAAUGCCUUCCCGUCUCACCAGGGGGCCGUCACCGCCCUAUCUCAUAGCGCCCCUUCCCGGUACUCCCACGGCGCGCCACUGAGCCCCUCUCGCAGAACGCGAGGCGAGAACAAAAAGUGCCGCAAAGUGUACGGCAUGGAGCACCGAGACCAGUGGUGCACCCAGUGCAAAUGGAAAAAGGCCUGCAGCAGAUUUGGUGACUGAAAAUCGUAGAACUUUUAAGUUUAGGAAUAGAUCGAUGCUAAGAAAUCAGUAUUUUACACGAACAAGACUUAUCGGGUAUCGAUCUGCCUUAUUUUUGGUUAACCUUUACGUAAAAUGCACCUGACUUAAGUGCAACGGAUAAAUAUAAUAGUUGCAUUAACGGUACAAAUUUACACGAGCAAAACACGGUAUUCAUGUGCACGAAGUGCAAACUAAAAAGUAUUAGUAAUUGACCGUGUGUGAACAAAAUAAUAAGUGGUCAUAUAUUAUUUGCCUGCCAUUUGUAUUAGUUAUCUAUCGAAUAGUGGCAUUAUGUGUAUAAAAUUAUAAUCAAAGACAUAUUUAUUUAAUCGUGCUUAAGGUAAAGGACUAUGAUUAUGAUCUCUUGAAACGACGAGAAAUACAUAGA